AAUACUUAUCUUAACCUAAUAAUGACUUUUAUAAUCACCAAAGAACAUAAAUAUUAUUUACUAUUUACCUUAUUGCUGAGACUCAUAUAAAAGUAGUCAUGAAUGUGUAUGUCAUUGUUCGACGUUCAGUGGUUUGUUGCACACCGUUUUAAGUUUGUGAUUUUCCCGGCUAAGUCGAUGUGCACACGGCACGCGCUUUCUGUGAUAGCACUUUAUAACAACGAUAUCACAGUCAAACAACUCAGUCUCCGAACUACAUUCACGUGCUGAAAUUGCUUCUCCAAGCUCACCUCAAUCUGUCUAUCCACGUGUAUCAACAAUGGCUCCCGUCGAGAACCUGAAGAAUGAACAGCCCAAAUACUUGAAGGGCGACAUCAAAGCAUCAGCUCUGGAACUGAUUGGCAACACGCCCAUUGUGGCAUUGGAUCGCCUUUACAGUGGCCCUGGGAGAAUAUUGGCGAAAUGUGAAUACAUGAAUCCUGGUGCAUCAAUCAAGUGCCGUUCAUCGUUAAGCAUGAUUAACCGUGCUUUAAAGUCUGGUGAGCUGAAACCUGGUCAUCCAGUGGUGGAGAUUACCUCUGGAAACCAAGGCUGCGGUCUGGCUGUGGUGUGCGCUGUAUUGGGACAUCCUCUGACACUGGCUAUGUCCAAAGGCAACAGUGUUCAGAGGGCACUUCAUAUGGAAGCUCUUGGUGCGAAAGUAGUUCGAGUGGACCAAGUUAAAGGAACCUAUGGGAAUGUAACAUAUGCUGACGUUGAAGUCGUUCGAGAAGUAUGUGAUAAGUUGGUGGAGGAACAGAACGCGUACUUCGUUAACCAGUUCAGCAAUGAAGCAAAUGCGGAUGCUCAUUAUGAAAGCACAGGACCUGAGAUCUGGCAGCAGACUGGACACCACGUAGAUGCUUUUGUAGCAGCAGUUGGCACAGCUGGCACGUUCAUGGGCACAACGAGAUAUCUGAAGGAACAAAACCCCAACAUUAAAGCAUACGUGGUCGAGCCAGCUGGUGCUGAAGCUAUUGCGGGGUGUCCAGUCACGAAGCCUCUUCACUUGCUGCAAGGAUCAGGAUAUGGAUUAAUACCUGACUUGCUUAAAUACGAACUUAUGGAUGGUUCUUUGAGUGUGACUGAUGAGGAGGCUGUGAAGUACAUGAAGUUGAUCGGUGAGAAGGAAGGUCUGUACGUGGGCUACACCAGCGGUGCCAACGUGGCGGCUGCUGUCAAGCUGCUGGAGUCAGGGCUGGUGCCUGAGGAUGCCUGGGUGGUCACAGUACUGGCUGAUACUGGACUCAAGUACACUCCAGUACCAGAGGAAUUAAUGAAGUGAAAAGUGACAGUGCAACAACUGAUAGUAAUAUUAAUUGUGUGUACGAUAUUAAUUUCUAUAGUAUAAAUAACAAUGUGAUAUUAUUUAUCUUAUCGUAAGCUUUAAAAAGUGUAUUUAAUGAUAAGUGAUACUAAUAAGUAAGGUAAGAAAAAAAUCUAAAUGUUUUAAUCUGUUUCGUAAUUUUAUAAAUAAAUGUGUUGCUAAAA
This is a messenger RNA of Spodoptera frugiperda (fall armyworm), 1530 nucleotides long. RefSeq lists its product as uncharacterized. Lineage: Eukaryota; Metazoa; Arthropoda; Insecta; Lepidoptera; Noctuidae. Bases 320 to 1324 code for a protein of 334 amino acids. Gene Ontology annotation, cellular component: cytoplasm. The record is from RefSeq and is a predicted model, not a curated record. Gene Ontology annotation, molecular function: cysteine synthase activity. The transcript has a single exon.